Messenger RNA from Cyphellophora europaea CBS 101466, 1422 nucleotides. RefSeq lists its product as uncharacterized. Bases 1 to 1422 code for a protein of 473 amino acids. NCBI's taxonomy places the organism in Eukaryota, Fungi, Ascomycota, Eurotiomycetes, Chaetothyriales, Cyphellophoraceae. The transcript is spliced from 4 exons. The record is from RefSeq and is a predicted model, not a curated record.
AUGGUCAAGUUUCGCGGCAUCGAGAUUUCCAUCAUCUCUCAAUUUGACAUCUGCAAACUGCCAGAAUUUCGCUUGCGUCAAACCACUCCGCAGUCUGACCCUUUUCGGGAACUUGGUUUUAGUUCCUCGUCGAACGCUGUUGCCUCUUGUUACGUUCCGAUUUACGCUGGCUCGCAGGUCUGGUUCGAGUACUCUAUCGACGGUCCUCAUCCCCCAGAAGGCAAAGGCUAUCUUUUCAAGCUGUUUAUUGAUGGGCAGUUCGUCAUAUCUUGGGACUGUACAGAGAAGCACGAUCACCACGGCAAAAUGAUGUACAACCUUAUCUGCGAGGGCAAGAACGAGGAUACUGGCGCUGCUCAACUCACGAGGGAGGCUCUCAAGUUCUCUGAUGUUGAUCCAAGUGCCGAACCAUCGGAGCAACAGGAUGUCGCUGAGAUCCGUAUCCACCGCAUCGAGCACCGUCAACGCGCCCGCGAGGUCGAGGUCAGGCUUGGGCGCACCGAGUACAAGGCGAAGUCAGAGAAUGGUCUCCGACUCACUGAAGGUGGCUUGCUGGAGCCUGGCUUCCCACAGCGUCGCUACAAGUACCAAAUCCUCGAUCCUAUCGACGAUCCCUAUGCUACGUUUCGUUUCCACUAUCGAACUAUUGACUAUCUCAAGCGCCACGGUAUCGUCGAGUCUGCAACAGACUCCACUUCGAGCUCUAUUAUUUCGGCUGACUGCAAAGAUGCGUCCUCGACUCUUCGGGCACCGGAGGAUGCUGAACAUACUGUCGACUCGGUCAACCUCAUUGCUUCAACGACACACGAGGCCUCUGUUUCUCCCUUCGCCGUAGCCAAAAAAGGUCCGUCCGAAUGCACAUCUCAGAAAUCAGACAGCUUCGUCCCUCCAAGCGACUCUGAGGAAUCCCUCAGUCUGGUGACGAAAGACAGCAUCGAGGAUCUGUCGUCGAUGGUUCCCAAAUCUCCGAAAACGCCUCAUGCGUCCGCACCUCCCAAGCCUCCACAUUCUCCCAACAAAUCGCCUCAGACUUUCGAAGAGAUCAUUGACUACCAGACCAACGAUGAACCUGUUCCACCCCCUUCGCCAAGCAAAUUCUCCAUGUCACCUCGACGACUACUCAAAAAGAAGCUCACGGUCAACAUCAAUGGUACAGAUUUCAAUAUUGAGCGAAAGAAGCGGCCUCUCAGCCCGUUCAAUGGCGGUGGCAAACUAAGAAAGCUUGUUCCGCCAUCUGCCCCCCCUGCGCUGACUGAGUUCGGUCCGACAGUCAAGGAUGAGGUAGAGAAGCUUGAGGAGAGGAUGAGAAAGACCGAUGAAGACGUUCCCGCCGUUCCAAAGGAUGUCAGACGUUCGACUAGGGCUGAGAGGGGUGGACGUCAGCUGAUGGGGUUCUUAAACCGUCGUCUCGGCAGGGAGUGA